CAAAGAUCCUUCCUUUCCCUUUUCUUCCCUUUCGGUCAUACUUUAUUAUAUCUGUUUUACUCUUUUAUACGGAAUGGCACUCGGUUUCUCUUCAAAAGGAAAUGAGAAUAUAAUUGAUGCUCUUGAUAUUAACCCAAGAAUUAUAACAUGUGCGAAAAGAGUUGGUUUUGUGUCUGCAUGGCAGUUUCUCCGUUCCUCAGAAGGGGAACUACAAAAGAAGAUGGGACUUUCUGCAGCUGACGUAGAUCAAUUGCUGAAUGCAGUGACUUCCCAUCUCCUCUCUAAGUUUGUGACCGCCUGGGAGAUGUCACAGGAGCAGAAACAGGAUGCAGAGCUCACCCACAUCACAACAGGAUGCCAGGAACUAGACGAGGUCCUUGGAGGAGGAGUCCCCGUGCGAGGAAUCACCGAGGUGGCAGGGGAGAGCAGCAGCGGGAAGACGCAGCUUGCUCUCCAGCUUGCUCUCCAUGCCCAGCUCCCUCCUCACCUGGGAGGUCUGGGGAAAGGUGUUGCUUAUAUAUGCACUGAGUCACAGUUUCCAGUGGUUCGUCUUCAGCAGCUCAUAGAGACUAUGGUCAGGAGGUAUCCACAAGGGCCAAAGACAUACACUGACAGGAUUUUAAUUCAUCAUAUUCCUGAUAUGGACACUCUAGUUGACUGUGUGAGGUACCAGCUUCCCCGCCUGAUCGCUCAGCGCCAAAUAGGGCUCGUAAUAAUUGAUUCCAUUGCGGCAGCCUUUAGAGCGGAGGAUGGGACUGAAGUUAAUAAGACAGUUCCUCUGCAGACUCUGGGAUACAGAUUGCACCAGCUUGCCUUUUAUCAUAAAACAGCAGUGGUGGCCAUCAACCAGGUAGCAGCCACUGUUCAGUCCAGAAACUUAUAUGACAUCACAGGAGACAUUACUCCAGCACUAGGGCUGUCAUGGUCAAACCUCAUAACCACAAGGCUGUUGUUAAGACGUACAAACCUCACCGUCAAGGCCCAACAGGCAAUGCCACCUCAUCCAAAAAUGCACAGUUCCACAGACGCGAAAUCAGAAACCAGAAGGAAUACUGCAGUGGAGUAUAGACUACGGAAAUUGGAAGUUGUUUUCUGCCCGUGGCUCGAACGCAAGAUGGCAACCUUCAUGGUGACCGAAAAGGGGGUUGAGUGUGAAAGUGAGACUGCAAGCAGGCUGUAGCCUACUGAUAUUGAACUUUUAUUUUUUACAUACUGAUAUACUUUUAUUUUAUGCUGUGAACGCAGUCAUACAUUAUUUUUUACAAACAGUAUGUCAUUUCGGUAAUAUAUUAGCAGAUGUAAAUAGAGAGGUUUUAGAAAAAAACAAAUAUAUAUUUUAUAAUCUUUAAUUUCUUAU
Penaeus indicus is the source of this 1357-nucleotide messenger RNA. RefSeq names its product DNA repair protein XRCC3-like. The record is from RefSeq and is a predicted model, not a curated record. The coding region runs from base 74 to 1180 and encodes 368 amino acids. Gene Ontology annotation, molecular function: four-way junction DNA binding; ATP hydrolysis activity; ATP binding. Gene Ontology annotation, cellular component: replication fork; Rad51C-XRCC3 complex. The transcript is spliced from 6 exons. Lineage: Eukaryota; Metazoa; Arthropoda; Malacostraca; Decapoda; Penaeidae. Gene Ontology annotation, biological process: double-strand break repair via synthesis-dependent strand annealing; resolution of mitotic recombination intermediates; t-circle formation.